AUGCCAAUACUCGUCGAAUAUAUAGUUCAAAAUGCAAAUGGUGAAGCAUGUGAAAACAAUAAUCUACAUUGUAUUUGUUGGCUGUUAGGCAAGAUGUGUAAUGUCAUGAUUACUGGUUCACAACAGAAUUUAACAGAAAGAAAACAUGCCGAUAAAUUAAAGUCACUCUUGUUUGCUGGUGGUUGUGAAAGAACAAUAAUAGAAAAUAAUAAAUAUCUAUUAGAUUUGUUCGAAUCUCCUUUAGCUACUUACAGUCAAUUAACAUUGACUGAUGAAAUUGAACGACCACCAUUUGAUCAUGAAUUUGUCAUGUCAGUUUAUAAUAAUACUAAUCAGGGUGCACAAUUGAUAUCAAAAAUGAAAGAACAUAUGAAAGACAGACAACGUUUAUUACAAAAAUCGAUUGAACAACAAGCAAAUGAUGCAUUUGCUGCUGUAUUUGCUGUUUAUAUUAAACAUUAUCGUCGAAUUAAUUUAGCUAAACAUGAACUAGCUCAAACGGAUAAUAAAAGACCACACUGUAAACUUUUAUCAAUCUAUGAAUAUGCCAGUCAUGUUCAAACAUUAUUCGCCACAACAAAAGCACAAGGUGGUGACUGUAAUGAACUUUGCAAACAAGUAAAAAUGAAUGCAUUAUUUCUUUUGUCAUCCGUCCAAGCAAGUAAUUCAAUUCCAAUUAUCAAUGAAGAUCUUCUGCAAUCAAUAACAAGUACACAAAUAAUGACACCAAUAGAACAUAAAAUAAAACCGUCAUUCAAGCGACAAGUCUCACGAUGGACAACAGCGAAACGUGUCUUUCAAUUGCUUCGAAAUACAAUGAAUGCUUGUAUACGAUUUAAAAGAUUGAUAAUAGCCAAAAAACAAGCUAUUAGACAAAAGUCCGAUAAUGAAAGUAUCUUAAAUCGAACAAUUGAUGGUUACCUUUAUGGUGAUCUUUACAAAACGGUGACAAGCGAAGAAAAACAAUUGGAAUCAGAUGAACUUAUUGAAUAUAAUCUUGCCAUUGGUUGGUUCAUUAAAAGAGCAACAACAACGGAAGGCGAUACAUCAAAUGUUACAUAUGGUCUAUCAUCAAAAUUUGAUAUUGAACUCUGUUCAAUUGUAAAAAUAUAUACCGAUGAACAAAGUAAUGAAUUUCAAUUGGCAACUAUCAUAGAAAUUGACACGAAUGCUAGUGAUUCGGACAUACCCGAUACGUCGACCUAUUUGAUUCAAUAUUUAGAAACGAAUGAAAUAAAAACAGUGACAAUUGAUGAACUACAUAUUGAAAUCGAUGUCUCACCACCUAAUCUACACUUGUUACCAAAAGCAAACGAAACAAAUGCAGCCAUACAUUCAUUGUUCGAUGCAUUGGCAUAUUUCAUACAAAUUGAUACGUCGACAAAUGAAUCUGUACCGUUAUUACAACUGAAACGUCGCUCAGUAGCCGUUUUAUUUCAUAUAUUGAAUGAUAAAACUCUCGUCGAAGUAUUCAUGCAAAAACCAUACGCACCCAUUAUUGUCAAAUUAUCCAUAUCUGAUUCAUUAUCGAAUAAUUGUCGGCAACUAUCUGAUUUACGAUUAUUGAAUAGACAACAUUUGGAACAGUAUUGUUUAAGUUUAGAUAAGUGUCUAAGCUCAAAUGAAAUCGUACACAACGAUAAUGGUAAUAACAGCCAAUUGUUGCAUGAUGCGAUAGUUGUAAAUAGUAAGCAUAAAUUUUCGUCAUACGUUUGGAACAAUGAUGAUAUUAAUAGCAAUCAAUUGAUUGUUAACGCACUAUCGACGAACAUAUUAAAAUAUAAUGGUUGGAAACCAUAUGCAUCCGAAAUUGAAAUUGAAUCGUUUAGAAGAGGUCGAAUUGGAAGUAAUGAACCUUCAAUUGUUCCAAUGCCACUCAACAUUAGUGACUCAAGCGUAUUCGAAGGAUGUGGUAAUAAUCAUAAAUUCAAAGGACGAAUUUCUCCGAAUCCUAAAAACACAAAUGGACCAUUUCCAACAUAUAUUGUUGAUAAUGUACACGUAAGUAAAGGUAAAUGGUAUUAUUGUGUUAAAAUACUAGUUAGUGACAUUAUUCAAAUUGGAUGGGCAACAAAUGGAUUUAUACCUGUUCCAGAUGAUGCUCGUGGAAUAGGCGAUGAUACGUAUUCAUGGUCAUACGAUGGAUCACGAGGUACACUUUAUAAUAAUGAAGAAUUUCAUUUUACUUCUGAUGAUAUUCGGUGGAAAAAAAAUGAUGUUUGUGGUUGUGGUAUUGAAAUUGACGGUGAAAAUAUUUGUAUCAAAUAUUGGCUCAAUGGAAACUAUCUUGGUAAAGCUUUUGAACAUCAAUCAAAUAUCGCAUCGACAACGACAAAAUGUAAUAUGUUACCAAAUGGACGGCAGGGUACCACCUAUUUUCCUGGUGUUUCUUUACAAGUGCGUUCUUAUUCUAGUAGUCGUUGUGAACUAAUUUUUAGUCCAGAAGACAUGACAAAAUGUCCAUUGCCCAAAGGUUACAAACCAUUACUGAUGCCGAAAUUAAUCAAUAUCGAAAAUUCUAUUGUUGCUUAUCCUUACAGCGCUUAUUUGAUUGAUGAUCAAGUUCAAAAUAAUUUUCAUACACAACGAAGUACAACAUCGACGAUUUUUCUGCGUGAUUUUGUAAGCGAACAUCACCUUGAAACAGGUUUCCCUAUGGAUGAUCAUCACCUAGUCUUACCAGAAAAUAGUAAUGGUUUACCACUUGCGAUCGAUAAUUAUGCUUCGUCAUUGACAAUCAGUUUUGAUUUUAAAAUUUUAACAGAAGUUGAAAACGAAACUGACACAAAAUUAGAUAUUUUGUUAUUUACACUAGAGAAUACAGAAAUAUUCUCAGUGCAAAUCUCAAUAAGCAAAAUCGAAAACGAAAUACGAACUGCAAUCAUAUUCGAUCUGAAAGAACAACAAAUGACAAUCUACUUCAAUAAUGAAUGUCGAAAAUUUCACGUUGCUUUUGAAACUACGAAGAUGGCGAAACUAAAUUUUCAUAUUUUACCUAAUAUUGCCGUCGGAAUAAAGAAUCUCGGCAUUUGGAAAUAUGCUCUUUCGGAGGAACAUAUUCGACGUCUAUUCACCUAUGGCUUAUUCUAUGUAGCAAUCGAUUAUCAACAGUUGAAAGAACAUCGAAAACAAGCAAACACUAUCACGUUCAGUAAGAAUCAACAACAAUUUUCUAGUCAAUUACUUGUUCCGUUUAAUGAACCAUUCGAAGAGAACAUAUGGGAGAAAAAGAAGAAACAAGUUGACAUUGAUGAAUUCAAAUAUUUUAGAACAAUUGCUGGAACUGAUGAGUCCGUCGUACAAUUAUUUGGAAAUAAAACAUAUCUCGUUCUAGACAAAUCAGCUAAUGAAUGGUGCGAAUAUACACUUAUUCUCGACAUUUGCAUACCUAAUUGGCCAACGAAUAACGAACAAUUGACACUAUUGACAUUGAAUACACAAUCAGAAAUUUAUAUUACACAUAAUGGUAAAAUUAUUCUAUCUAGUAAUGGAACACAAAACAAAAGUGAUUCAACAUUGAAAUUGAAUGAAUAUUUCCGUUUGCAUAUAUCGUUUCAAAAGAAAGUUGUCAAAAUCUACGUAAAUGGAAUACUGGAACUAAGUGUCAAUGUCAAUGAGAACCAAUUCAUGGCAAAAGCUAAACGAAUUGAACUGUUUCGAGAAGUGGAUUUAGGAAAGAAUACGACUAAUGAUGAUAGACUUCGAAUUGAAUGUAAAUCGAUCACAUUUUUAAACGGCUUAAUAGCAGAUGUAGAUAAUCGUGAAGAAAUGAAAUCAACAAAAUAUUCAUUAGAAACUUUGGUUGCACCACCCUUUUCUAUCGUUGCGUUAAAUUUAGUUGCCAUUGGAUACAAAGAAUCAUGGAUAAAAUACGCUAUGAAAGAAUACAAUACGAGUAAUAUUCAAUGGAUUGAUACAAUUAUACGUGAGAAAAAAGAAGAAUUCAUGAAGAACGAAGCUCAAAAUCGACAAAAACGUUAUUUCAAUAUUUUGUCGAGAUUAAAUCCAUCCAUUGAUAGAGAAAAAAUGGAAGAUCUGCUUGCGUUCUCGAAAUUUGAUACUGACGAACAAGUGACAGCUGCUUAUGAACUCGUGUUACUGCAUUGUCACGAUCUACAGACUUCGAAAUCGUUGUUGAUGACGUAUGAAACGAAAGAAAAUGUUCCAAAUUCAAAUGAGAAUGACACUGUAUUGUCAAGCAAAAAAUGGUACUAUCAAACUGUUCGUGAUUUAGGUGUCAAUGAUCGUCUCGACGAAUGGAUUCAAGGAAAAACAAGAAUGAUUCGAGCAGAAGAUCUCACUUGUCAAUUGUUCGAUUUGACAAAAUCUGAACAAGAACUAACAACAAUGACAUCAUUCGUAGAAAGUCAACCAAAAAAGAUUAAAAAAUCAAUUCAAUAUUCACAUCGACAAAUAUCACAACAAAAAUAUAUGAACUUGCGUGUCGCCUGUGAACAUGGAUUGACAAUGAUCUACGCACGUUAUACUUUAUUCAAUAUGUUAAAAGUUUGGUCAGAUCAUAGUUCAAAUAAAUUUCCAUGGGAAAAAUUUGGUGAUUGUGCAUUCAUAACUAGACUAUUACAGUUGAUGGAUUAUCGCUACACGUAUACAAAUACGAACAUAGAUGAAAAUAUUGAUAUCAUGAGUUUAUUAACGAAUUCGAUUCUCAAAGUUGAAAUACAAGAAUUAUUAAAAUAUGCUAUGAGAUCGUCGCAAGAAAUUCCUUCAGUUGAGUUUGACACAGUGAAAGCUAGUAGUGUUGAUGAUAAGGACGAAGCUACUAUGUUUCACCAAGCUUAUGAUCAAUUACAUCAAAAUGCUCAAGUAUUAUUUCGAAGAGAAGAGGAACAACUUUGGCAAGCGCAAUACAUUGGAAUGCAUAGUACAGAUCAAGGUGGACCCUAUAGAGAUUCAAUAACACGCAUUUGUUCGGACAUAUGUAGUAUACGACUGUCUUUGUUUAUUUUAUGUCCAAACGGACGAACACAAACUGGUUUGAAUCGUGAUCGUUGGAUUCCAAAUGUAUUUCCACCGAAUAAAUCGAUUUCAACUAAAGUGAAAAAUCAAUAUCGUUUCAUUGGACAAUUAAUGGGCAUGGCAAUACGUCGAAAACAUUACUUGGAUUUAAAAUUUCCCAGUCUGCUAUGGAAACAAUUGGUGCAAGAAAAAGUAACUAUGGAAGAUAUUGAAGCAAUUGAUAUGCAAAGUUUUACAAUUAUUAAUGAAAUGGAAAAAACUUUAAAACGAAAUCAGUCGAUAGAUACCGAUAGUGACAUCAAUUAUUUACUUAGUAGUAUUAUGAGUGAACUACGUUUUGAUAUUGUGAGUUCAGCUGGACAAACUUAUGAACUCAUUCCCGGUGGUGCAGAAAUUCCGAUUACUUCUGAUAAUUUAAAACAAUAUUGUGCGUACUAUUGUGCAUAUCGUCUAAAUGAAUUUCAUCGACAAAUUGAAUUUAUUCGUCAAGGCUUGUAUAGUAUUGUACCAAGCUAUUAUUUAAGUUUAUUUACAGCUAGUAACCUUGAAGAAGCCAUAUGUGGAAAAGGGCAAAUUGAUAUUGAAUUAUUGAAGAGGAACACGAAUUAUAAGCAUAUAAGUGCAGAUGCACCACACAUUCAACGAUUUUGGACAGUCCUAAGUGAAUUAUUCGAUGAAGAUCAAAGAAAAUUAUUCUUGAUAUUUGUUUGGGGAAGAAGUAUAUUACCGAGUAAAGAUGAAGAAUUUACAUCGAAAUUCAAUAUUAAUCCAUAUUAUCUAAGCAAUGAUGAAGUGGAUAAAGCGCUUCCACGUAAGUAA
This is a messenger RNA of Rotaria sp. Silwood1, 5796 nucleotides long. Lineage: Eukaryota; Metazoa; Rotifera; Eurotatoria; Philodinida; Philodinidae. The record is from the annotation of a GenBank genome assembly.